GUUCAUAACAUCAUUGUGUGUAACAAGAGUUAAUAAAGCAUAUAGAGAGAAUAUCAACAAAGAAAAGAGAAGACCAUGGCGUUGAAAGACACGUUCUACAUAUCUCAUGGAUCCCCCACUUUGUCCAUAGAUGAGUCCAUUGAAGCUAGGACGUUCCUUCAAUCAUGGAAGAAGGACGUGUUUUCACAAAAACCCACUUCAAUUCUUGUCAUUUCCGGUCAUUGGGACACCGCAGUUCCCACCGUUAACGUUGUUGACACCAUCAACGAAACCAUCUACGAUUUCUAUGGCUUUCCCAAACAAAUGUACAAGCUUAAAUAUCCAGCACCUGGAGCUCCACGCUUGGCAAGGAGGGUCAAGGAACUACUAAAGAAAUCUGGUUUCGGACGUGUUGAUGAAGAUACAAAGCGAGGACUGGACCAUGGUGCUUGGGUUCCUCUUAUGUUGAUGUACCCAGAAGCUGACAUCCCAGUUUGUCAGCUAUCUGUUCAAUCAGGCCAGGAUGGGACUCACCAUUAUAACUUAGGAAAGGCAUUGGCCCCUCUUAAAGAUGAAGGUGUAUUGAUUAUGGGUUCUGGAAGUGCUAUUCACAACUUGAGAGCAAUUGAUCCUCACUCCUCUGUUGCUCCGUGGGCUCUACAAUUUGAUAAUUGGUUGAAAGAAGCUCUUCUUGAAGGAAGAUAUGAAGAUGUAAAUCAUUAUGAACAGAAAGCGCCACAUGCGAAAAAGGCUCAUCCCUGGCCAGAUCACUUUUAUCCACUGCACGUUGCAAUUGGUGCUGCCGGUGAAAAUGCAAAGGCCAAACUUAUCCACAGCAGUAUUGAAAUGAGCAGUCUCUCUUAUGCCUCUUACCAGUUUACAUCAACUACCAGCUGAACUUCUUAGUACAGAACAGCAGCUGUUCAUUGCAUGUUUAAACACAGUUAUUAAUAUCUAUGAAGAUAUGUUGCUUAAAUUUAGACGUAUGUUUCUGUGAUGUAUUGAUGUAUAAUAAAUUAAUUGUUUUGAAUAAAAAAAAUUGGUGGCUUUCCUUGUUG
Molecule: messenger RNA, 1037 nt
Organism: Abrus precatorius (Indian licorice)
Lineage: Eukaryota; Viridiplantae; Streptophyta; Magnoliopsida; Fabales; Fabaceae
Product: extradiol ring-cleavage dioxygenase-like
Exons: 3
Coding region: 76-876 (266 amino acids)
Molecular function (GO): zinc ion binding; ferrous iron binding; oxidoreductase activity, acting on single donors with incorporation of molecular oxygen
Source: RefSeq, a predicted model, not a curated record